Molecule: messenger RNA, 4515 nt
Organism: Penicillium olsonii
Lineage: Eukaryota; Fungi; Ascomycota; Eurotiomycetes; Eurotiales; Aspergillaceae
Source: the annotation of a GenBank genome assembly
AUGCCGAUAUUUAGCAGCUCUCGAUCAAGGGGCUACAACUCUGGUGGGCCUGUUGAGGGCCCACAACCCACGGCGAGAGGGGUCAAACUUGAUCAAGUAUAUCCUCCAUCUGGAAGUGAUGUGGAGACCGAGGUCGACAUAAUUGCCAUCCAUGGGCUGGACACGAAGUCGCCGGACACUUGGACAUGGAAGAAAGAUGGGGUCAGCGUCAACUGGCUGAAAGACUCGAACAUGCUCCCCGAAAAAGUCCCAGGGGCACGGAUCUUCACGUGUGAUUGGCCAAGUGAACUUCUUGAACACGGAAACUUUGUUCAAAAGACAAUAGAGGAGUUUGCUCUCUUGAUGCUCGAUGGUAUCAAAAGUCGAGAGACUUCCAUGCCCCAGUUACAAGAGUCCGAAAGACCCAUAAUCUUUGUGGCAUCAUGCCUGGGAGGGGUGAUUCUGAUGAAAACACUUGCCAUGAAUACCGAGAGGUUUGAGUGCGUGAAGAAAGUAACCAGAGGAUUUGUCUUCCUUGCCACUCCAUUUCGUGGAACGUCCUUUGAGGAUGUGGUGUUUUGGGCUAAGCCGGGUCUCAGAGUUCGGGGUGUCUUUGGAGGUAAAAGGCCAUCAAACCUCAUGAAUUAUGUGAUGCCCGUGAAAGAUCUCGAACUUCUUGUUCGUCAGUUCAGCUCUUUCUGUGAGCGCCAACGCCUCACCAAUGACUUGUUCACGUUCUACGAAACGGGAGACACGAGCCUCCCUCGAAAGGCAAUUCCAUUCAUUCCUAGGGCACUUGCAAAAGUCAAACCGUUAGUCAAUUCUUCAUCGGCCACGCUUGACUUUGCCAAGGACCCAAUGCCCAUCGACCGACCACACGUUCUAGUUAACAAAUUCGAAGGGCCUGAUGAUCCAGAGUACGCUAAAGUCUCUAGAGCGGUGCAAGAACUUGUCAACAGAGCUCGCCACGGCCGUCAUGACCGUUUGAUCGAGAGAGCUAAGGCAUGGAUUCAAGACAAUCGCUAUUCCUUACCAAAUCUCGAGAUCAAAAGGCUUUCAGGUGACCUGUUACCAAUGAACCAAUGCUAUAUCAACCUGGCCCUUGUUGAGCGACAAGAAAACAUGAGCCAGUCAGGGAAUUCCAAAGCGGCAGCUGAAUACUCGCCGUUAUCUCUCCAAGCUCGUUUAAAUCUCUUUGCUCCGAGGGAGGAGGUCGAAAUCUAUCUACAGGAUAUUUUCAACCCCCGCAUGACAGACGCUGGCCAAGAAGUGAUGCCACGCCGAAUUUUGAUCCACGGUCGAGCAGGCGUUGGCAAGACAACUCUUUGCAAGAAAGUGGUCUACGAAUUUACCUACGGACAAAUGUGGCAUGGUCUAUUCGAGCAUCUGAUCUGGAUUCCGUUGCGCAAGCUGAAGCGCAAAGAGAGGGAAAAAGGCGGAUACGACUUUGGAGAUCUGUUUCGUCAUGAGCUUUUCUCCAAUAUUUCUAGCCCCGAUAAGGAGGAUUUAUCCAGAGCUUUGUGGGACUCAUUCCGGGGCAACCAGAGCAAAAAGAUCUUGUUUCUCUUAGACGGCUUGGACGAAGUCUCUCGGGACGUAAGUGGUGAUAUGCGAGACUUCCUUCGGCAGCUCUUGAACCAGCCAUAUGUCAUUAUCACAUCCCGCCCCAACGCAACAUCCACAGAUGUGUUACAGCAGCCUUUUGAUCUUGAACUGGAGACAAUUGGGUUUCAUCCGGAGCAAGUGACUUCUUACAUUGAGACGGUAUUCACCGAUCAUCACACAGGGCAAGUGGAUUCGAAAGCAGUGAAGAGCAUUGGAGACUUUCUUGAAAGCCGCCAGCUCAUGCAAGACCUUGUGCGAAUUCCCAUUCAGCUUGACGCCCUCUGCUACACCUGGCAUAGUUUCGCUGCACAGGCCAAGCGUGGCAACUCUCUAGAAACCAUGACAGGGGUUUAUGAAGCCAUGGAGAUAAGCCUCUGGAAAAAGGAUCUCGUGAAUCUUGGCAAGAGCACGGAGGGAGAGGUCGAAGGAAUCUCAACAAUAGCGACCAGAAAACGUCUAGAGUCCGAGAUCGAGGCGGUCCAGCUGGUUGCUUUUACUGGAAUGUAUAGCAACAUAAUCGACUUCGAACCACAUCAUCGAGAUGCCAUUUUCGAACACGUCGCUCCUAGUUGCUCGGACGAUCGAUGGCUCGAAAGGGUUUCCUUUCUGCGAACAUCCGACUCAUCAAGUGACCAACGCAGUCGAGUCUACCAUUUCCUUCACUUGACCUUCCAAGAGUAUUUUGCCGCCCAAUAUUUUGUGCGCAAGUGGAGGGCGAGAGAAGAGCUUGAAUUCCCAAACCUGACCAGCGGGAAGUUUGAACGCAUUUCACCACCCGAAUUCCUUGGCAUUAACAAAUACAACACUCGCUAUGAUAUCGUAUGGCGUUUUGUUGCCGGGCUGCUUGGCUUGAACCGGGAUCCGAACGAGCCAGAGAAAUUCUUUAGGGCCCUGGAUCAGAAACCACUUGAUCUAUUAGGUAUUGCCCACCAACGACUUCUCAUUCAUUGCUUGAGUGAGGUUCAACAUGAAUUCUCACUGAGGAGGGAAAUUCAACGCCAUCUGUCAAAUUGGCUGGUCUUUCAAUGCAACGUGAUUCUAGAACAGAAUCCAAGCUUACCCCGAGAGUCGAUAGUGACCUUGGCGAGUGAGAGUGAAUUUCCUGAGAGAGCUUUAAUCGAUCUUCAAGAAGAAAACGAUGAAAACGUAAUGACAGUUGCAUUACUUUCGAUGAGAAAGCAUCAUCGGAUUCAACCUCAAAUCAUGGACCUUGCAAUUUCAAUGCUCCAGCAAACAAAGUCCAGUAUGGUAAUUGUUUCCAUGUUCAUGCUGCUGAGAAGAAAAAGAGACAAAUUCUCAGAAGAUAGUCUCCAGAGUAUGCUCUUGCAUCUUUGGAACCCACACCAAGCGAUAAAACUAUCUGCAGCUGAAACGUUGCGCGGAUUGCAUUUACCAGAAACAAUUUGCCGCCGAAUCAUUAAGACGAGCACUGUGAGAAAAGCAAAUCGCCUCUUUGAGGGUAUUGAAGCCACUGUCCUUAGUGACCAGGCACUGUCAACGGAAACGCUGAAUGAUCUUGUCGCAAAUCUCGUGAAUCCCGACAAGGAUGUCAGACAGGUUGCAAGCCACUUUUUGAGCCACCGAUCUGACUUUCCACCGGAGAUUGUCACCUCAAUAACACAAAAUAUUGGACUUCGGGACAGUGAUGUCAAAUGGUGCUCUAUCAACGCCCUGCGUGGGCAGUCACGCUCCCUUGGAAGGUUCAGUGAGGUGCUGUGGACUGAAGUAUAUGGGGGCUCCAAGAAGGUUUCAGGCCGUGCCAUUGAAAUUUUGUAUGAGCUUUCAGAUUCUCCAGAGAAUGUUCUUGAUCGAAUCAUGGAUCAUCUUGGUCUCCCCAAAAUACGCAUGUCUUGGAACACACUCAAGAUCUAUUCCAAACGGUCAACGAUAUCCGAAAAAGCCCGCAAAGUCCUACAAAAACACCUUCAGUCGUCAGACUAUGGGUUAAGAUGCGCAGUCAUCGAUAUCCUAGCCGGACAGCCCGACCUGUCGGUUGAAAUUCUGAAAGAGUUAAUAGACCAACUUGAAACCGACAAUGAGACGGUGAUAAAGGCGACCGUCAAUGCCAUAAGUUGUCAGUCAUCCCUACCAGUUGAGAUCGAUCUUGAGAUAGCAGAGAGAUUUGACCAAGGCAAGCUUCCAAUCAAGACUUUCUUGCAAAUCUUCGAAAACCAGUCCAACUCGCCGGAGAGAGUACUUGGCCAGAUUGCAGCUCAUAUAUCGGGUGAUAAAGACCAUUCUAUCAGAGCAGCCGCUAUUCGCGCCCUGGGUAGGCAGUCAUAUCUAUCGGAGACGCCAGAAAUCAUUCAAAAGAUGAUCCCACGCAUUCAUGACGAAGAUGCAGCAGUGAGAGUAGCAGCUAUCCGAGCAGUCGGCCUUGGUCGCCCAUCGAUGUCAGAUGCAACCCUGGGCGAAAUUAUGAGACAUUCGAAUGACACCAACGACAAGGUCAGACAAGCUGUUGUUCAAGUCCUCGGCGAAAGGAAAACAUUAUCCCUUGAUGAAUUCCACAAGAUGGUAGAACUGGCCAACGAUCCGGACGAACAAGUUCAAUGGGCUACUCACAAGCUUUUUGCCUACAAUCCAUCUUGGCCGGGAGUAAUCCGUCACACAAUAGCGUCUGAAGUGUAUGGGCAUUUCCUCUUUAACAAAGGUGUCUCAUUCAAUUGGAUGUUCUCCAGGCUAGCGAAGCGAGAAGAGUUUCAUCUGCUUUUCCUCCUGGGUGGUCUUGCCAAACAGCAUUUGCGGAAGCUGCUAUUGCGAACAUCCAGGAUGCACCUAGCGUGGUUUAUCAAAAACGACGAGUCAUAUCUUGAAAGAAGCGAUGGUUCGGACGAUCCGGUCCCGUGCGUUGGGGCUGAUAUAGAACAAGGGAUGAUAUCAGCGUGGAGAGAAGCUGGGCUUCCGCCUGUGGCGGUAUCGUAUUCCUAA